Messenger RNA from Penicillium psychrosexuale, 519 nucleotides. RefSeq lists its product as uncharacterized. Bases 1 to 519 code for a protein of 172 amino acids. NCBI's taxonomy places the organism in Eukaryota, Fungi, Ascomycota, Eurotiomycetes, Eurotiales, Aspergillaceae. The record is from RefSeq and is a predicted model, not a curated record. The transcript has 3 exons.
AUGACAAUGAAUAAUAUAUUUUCCUCUAUUGCCACUUCCACCAACCAUCUCAAAGCCAAAUAUCACGAGCUCCAAGAAGCAGAACAGGCCAAGAUCCAACUCGACUGGAUAUCUGAACAUCGCCAGGAGACAAGACGGGCUAACAAUAUCAUCCAACGGGAAAUGUAUAGCGAAUGGCAGAACUCAUUGAGCGCAAGCCAUCGGGAUGCCUCGUCCAUCGAUAUGCAAAAAAUCUGCGGCACAAACCCAAACAGCUCUGGAAUAUCGAACAGAUCUACUGCCAACUUCGUGGCGGCUGCUGCGCUCGUGAGUGUGGUUGCUGUAGACGAUCUUGGCACACCAUUCGAGAGCCUUCUGGUAAAGUUCGAUAUAUGCACUGUACGGGAAGUUGUGGAUGUUGUACCCGCCACCGUGGUUACUCUUCUUCAAGUGCGGGCAGGAAGAAGUCCGGCAUGGAAGCUUAACGGUCGACAAGCCCCAAGGACUUCGAUUUGUGAACAGGGGAUCGCUCUCGCAUAA